ACAGGGUCUCAGUAUAUAUCUCUGUCUGGCCUGGAACUCGCCAUGUAGACCACGCUGACCGCUGACCUCAGACUCACAGAGAUCUGCCUCCUAAGAUCUGCCUCUGGAAGCAAAGCCUACAGCGCCAUACCCACAUACCCAGCAAGAGUUUAGCUUAGCAUCUUUCAUGGAUAAAGCAACCAGAAAUCUCUGUGGCUGAUUAACUUCUGUUUCACUGAAUUAAGAUUGGACAGAGGCGACAUGUCAGAAGAGACAGUCGGCAGAUCACAGUUCUCCUUGAAGACAUACGCAGUUAGAGUGUUCACUCUCCCUGUGUCUUGGUAUUAUUCUCUCUCCCAGAUCAAAUUUUCACCAGUAGCUAAGAAGUUGUUUAUGGUAACUGCAGUGAGUGCCGUGUCUGUGAUUUUUCUGGCCCAUCACUUUAAAAGAAGACGAGGAAGACAGAAAGGAAAAGCGCUGCCCUGGGAACCAGAGCACCUCCUCCUAGAGCACACCAGGAGAGCAGCGUCAGACAAAGGUUCAAGCUGUUCCAGCAGUAGACAGAAUUUGACCUUGUCAUUAAGCUCCACCAAAGACAAAGGAUCUCAGUCCUGCAACUACCCAAAUGGAGGACUUCUCAGCAGAUACUCGGGUUCUGUCCAGAGCUUGGGCUCUGUCCAGAGUGUUAACUCCUGUCAUAGUUGUGCUUGUGGAAACUCUAAUUCCUGGGACAAAGCAGAGGAUGAUGACAUCAGACUUGUUAACAUUCCUGUGACCACGCCUGAGAACUUGUACUUGAUGGGUAUGGAGUUAUUUGAAGAGGCGUUACGUCGAUGGGAACAAGCACUGACUUUUCGAAGUAGACAGGCUGAAGAUGAAGCCUGCAGCUCUGUUAAACUGGGAGCCGGAGAUGCCAUUGCAGAAGAAAGUGUGGAUGAUAUUAUUAGUACAGAAUUCAUCCAUAAACUUGAAGCUCUGCUGCAAAGAGCGUAUCGUCUCCAAGAGGAAUUUGAAGCUACCCUUGGGGGAUCUGACCCUAAUUCCCUUGCAAAUGAUACUGAUAAAGACACAGAUAUGAGCGUGAGGGAGACAGUGGAUGAGUUCGGCCUGCCAGACACCGUGAACGUGGACUCAGCAGAUCUCUUUGCUUCAGCAGCAGAGCUUGCAGAGCACAGAGAAGCACACCAAACCUACAGCCUGGAGUCUUUUUGUCGCUGCCCUUUUUAUGAAGAAGCUAUGCAUUUAGUUGAAGAAGGAAAAAUUUACUCCAGAGUACUGAGAACCGAGAUGCUGGAGUGCCUGGGAGACAGCGACUUCCUCGCCAAGCUACACUGUAUCCGGCAAGCUUUCCAGCUAAUCCUUGCAGAAGCAGACAACAGGUCAUUCCUUGCUGAAAGUGGAAGGAAAAUUUUGUCAGCUUUAAUUGUGAAAGCCCGGAAGAAUCCAAAGAAAUUUCAAGAUGUUUUUGAUGAAAUGAUCUGUUUCUUAGAACAGACUGACCACUGGGACAGCACUGAGAUGGAGCUUGCUGCCAGAGGGGUGAAAAAUUUAAAUUUUUAUGAUGUGGUUCUGGAUUUUAUAUUAAUGGAUUCCUUUGAAGAUUUAGAGAACCCGCCGACAUCCAUCCAGAGUGUGGUGAACAACCGCUGGCUCAACUCCUCCUUCAAAGAAACCGCUGUGGCUUCAAGUUGUUGGUCAGUGCUAAAACAGAAAAGGCAGCAGAUGAAGAUCUCAGAUGGCUUCUUUGCCCAUUUUUAUGCCGUUUGUGAGCAGAUUAGCCCUGUCUUAGCCUGGGGCUUCUUGGGUCCUAGAAAUUCUCUCUACGACUUAUGUUGCUUCUUUAAGAAUCAAGUUCUUUUCUUUCUCAAAGACAUCUUUGACUUUGAGAAGGUGCGCUAUUCGAGCAUAGAGGCGCUGGCGGAGGACCUCACGCACCUACUCACCCGCCGCACGGAGCUGCUAGUCACGUGUCUCGGUGCAGAUGCCCUGAGGCACGCCACCACCUGUACUAGUGGACACUCCCACACCGUGCCCACUGCACUGUUAGAAGCCAAAGUACAAUAAGGACCAGAAGAGGUUUGAGAAAGCUGUCUCGUGCUCUAGGGUAACUUCUGACUCUGAGUGUGCCUCAGCAUCUACAGGAUUGAUAAUGUGGACUCAGGGAGAGGGGAGUCUCAAGGAUGGGUGACUGUCCUGCACUUUUGCAGGACAUUUGUCACUGAAGCCAUGGGAUGGAUCCAGAGUGACUUUUUAAUACUCUCUAGGUAAUCAUUUAAGUUGUGACUGUUGCUUGAAUUGAAGCCAGUGCUGUAGGAGUCCAUUGUCCUCACACAAUCUGGAAUGUCCAAUGUCAUCCUCAAACUGUCUUGAUGCUUUGCUCCUUGAAAAUACACUAGCUCAAGGUGAUUGUAUUUGUGUAAUAAUCUAUGACUGCUAGCUCAACAUACUUAACUUUGCCUGAAAUGUAUUCUUAACCAUAGUGACUUCUUUGUUUAAUAGAAUUUAGACAAUAGAGGUGUUUACCUGUGCUGUUUACCUGUGGCUUGUAUAUUUGCUAAUGUAUUGAAUCAAAGAAGCUAUCAUCACAAAGGCCUGGUGUACUAAAAGGACCUGAAUGAGAUGAGCGGUUUGCAGUGCACACCUUGUGCAGGAUCACCUGCAGUCCAGAGUAUAUUACUAUUGUCCUGUAAGUUAUAAUACAGUGAAGUAUUUUUAUCUCAUUUCCCCUCAGGAAUAUUAAAUUCGAAAAUAGAAUUUAUUUGCUAAGAAAAAGAAUUAAAAAUUUAUCCUUUUUUAAAUGUAACUUUGAGGCUGGCUUAAAGUAUUAAACUUUAGAAUAAGAUAAUUUCCUCUUUCACAAAACAAACUUAUAAUCCCCCACAUAGAGAGUCUGUCACAUUAGAACUUUGUCGUGUUCUGCAUAAUUUUAAAAAUACUCAUACUUUGAACUUAGGUUUUAAAGGACUUUUUCUCUCGGAUGUAAAACAGAAAUAUUUUCAAUGUUUUGGGAGUAUAUUUUAUGUCCUUAGACAGACAUAUGAGUAGAUGGGUUAUUACAAGUAACCUUCAGAGCAUAGUGUAUAUUUUCAAGGUCUCACUCAUUUUGCUUUAAGAUCAUGCACCAUGCUCUCCCCAGUGGAUUGCAUUCACUGAUUUGUUACCCUAAAGUGGGCUGCGUUGGUUUUAAGAGUGAAUUCUACAAAAGGGUGUGAAAUGGGUUUUUAAAUAAUUCAUUUUUAGAUUAAAGUGCCUAGAUUAAGGGUAAUGAUGAGAAAACAAAAAGUGAGAUGAAGUUUAAUUUUUUAAGAUUUUUAAUGUCUAUGUACAUCACAGUUAUGUAAAUCAAUUACUAGAUGUACGAUUUAGACCUGUGCCAUUAGUGUGUCAGGCUCAUAGGCCUUACAGUUGUGUUCUCGGUCAGUACAUGACGGAUGGACGGACGGAUGGACGGACGGACGCCUUGCCUUCUCCCCUUCACCCUUCAUUUCCUGACCACCAGGCACGGUUCUGCCUGAGGACAAAGUGCACUGAGCCCAACUUCCCUUCCGACUUUCACAUUAGAUGUUUUUACUUAGAAGAUGUCACUGAUGUGACACACGUGUGCGUGCCUUCCUGUUACCACAUAAGCAAGACAGUUGUGAAUUAUAUUCAUUUAUUCAUUGGAUAACUAAGUGUUUUUUCCUGUGGUUUUGUAAACAGACAUAAGUGAACUAUCUUUGGGGUAAAACCCUCCUUGAACUAGUUUGGAAGAGUUGCACUGUUACGGUAAUCCUGCAGUGCCAUUAGACGGCCGUGGGGGUGACCUUUUUGAAAAGUGUUUGAUUUGGUUCUAUUUUUACAUUUCAGUUAAAUAAAUAAAUUGUCCAUCUUCAAGAAAGGGUUGGUUUGUCAAACCCAGUGCUUAAGUUUUGCUGGGCUAAUUAGCUAGAAUAGUAACAAGAUAGUUUGUGGCCUUUGACAAAAGAGAUAAGAAUGACCAAAUAAAAUUUGGGAGUAAAAUUUGGGAGCAAAAAAAUGCAGGAGAAAAAUCUUGGGGGGGGGGGGGGCUCGGGAAAGCCUAACUUUUUAAAGGAGAAUGUCUUUUUAAGAAGAGCAUCUCUGGCUCUGACUGUUGACAAUACUUAAGAUAUGCAUACCAGUUUUUAUUUGCCUGAAUCAAAGAGGCAGUGCUUUAGCAGAUAGAGACAAAAGACCAACUAGGCUAGAGCCUGUGAGGGAACAGAGAAAGGCCAGCCUAAUGAACUAACGGUGUCAACUGAAGAUAGCCAUCGCGCGCUAGAGGGCGGAGGCAGAGAGCUGGUCCCUCUUUUCUGGAAAAAAAAAAAAA
This is a messenger RNA of Arvicanthis niloticus (Nile rat), 4306 nucleotides long. It is a transcript of the gene Miga1, whose product is annotated as mitoguardin 1. The record is from RefSeq and is a predicted model, not a curated record. Gene Ontology annotation, biological process: mitochondrial fusion. Lineage: Eukaryota; Metazoa; Chordata; Mammalia; Rodentia; Muridae.